CCCUACGUGGUUGUUCCGCAUUGCUGUCGCGUCGCUUUAAAGGCUGCCGUCAUGGCGUCGGCGCUCGGUCGAUUUCGCUGGGUUUCGGCGUUCACAAACGUCCUCGCCUCUCGGCUGACCCCCUCCAAGACCGUGACAGCGUGCCGGACAGCUGUGUGCUCCUCCUCCGGGGCUAUUCUGCCCAAACCCAACAAGGAGCAGACCUCAUUCGGCCUUUUGCGGAUUGCGGUGGUAGUGGUGCCCUUCUUGUAUGUGGGGACUCAGAUCAGCAAAAACUUUGCUGCGCUCCUGGAGGAACACGACAUCUUCGUCCCGGAGGACGACGACGACGACGACUGAGGGACCAUCAGCCGCCCGUGACAACAGGUAUAUACUGAUGCUGCGUUCAACGACAGCCAGGAAAUAUCAAAACUGGCUCUCUUCACACUCAAGUCUAACAAAAAUAUGUGUACAUUAGUAAUGCCACAUGUUUAUGUACAUACAUUUGUUUUCAUCAUCUUUGCAUCCUUUCCUUCACAGAUUGUUUUGUCUAGACAUCUACUGGGACAAAUUUGACCUGGUGAAUCCUUUACCAGACUUCCUUUGCCCCCGGAUUGUCGCUGAUACUGAAAAAAUGCAGCAUGUAUUGUUGUGAAUUUGCAUGCAGUACUAAAGCUUUUGAUAACAUGGUCUAAAAAAAAAAAAAAAAAAAAGAAACCGCAAGCAAUCCAUACACAGGAGGUGCUACCACACUUUGUAAGUGGAAUAAACACCUAAGUCACUCACACUGUACACAGAUCACAUGACGGACAUAAAAUACAGUAAAAAAAUAAAUGAAAUUGUCAUUAAAAAA
This is a messenger RNA of Dunckerocampus dactyliophorus (ringed pipefish), 832 nucleotides long. RefSeq names its product essential MCU regulator, mitochondrial-like. The record is from RefSeq and is a predicted model, not a curated record. Gene Ontology annotation, biological process: calcium import into the mitochondrion; mitochondrial calcium ion homeostasis. Gene Ontology annotation, cellular component: uniplex complex; mitochondrial inner membrane. Bases 52 to 339 code for a protein of 95 amino acids. NCBI's taxonomy places the organism in Eukaryota, Metazoa, Chordata, Actinopteri, Syngnathiformes, Syngnathidae. The transcript has 2 exons.